Molecule: messenger RNA, 264 nt
Organism: Colletotrichum fioriniae
Lineage: Eukaryota; Fungi; Ascomycota; Sordariomycetes; Glomerellales; Glomerellaceae
Source: RefSeq, a predicted model, not a curated record
AUGCAAACACCGAAUGAGGAACAUCUGGCGGCCGAUGAGACUGACACCGAUGGCUCAUCGGUGAGCAUUUUUGACGAGAAGAAGACUGAUACGAACGCAUCAGACCUUCAACAUAACUUGUUUAUCCGGACUUUUGAUGAUCGACUCGGUACAGCGCCACCAAACGAUCGAGACGCAAAUGUCGGCAGAGUGCUCGACAUCGGCACUGGAUCCGGAAUCUGGGCCAUUGACUUUGGCGACGAACACCCUGAAUCCGAGGUAUGA